Messenger RNA from Plectropomus leopardus (leopard coralgrouper), 2106 nucleotides. RefSeq names its product midnolin. NCBI's taxonomy places the organism in Eukaryota, Metazoa, Chordata, Actinopteri, Perciformes, Serranidae. Gene Ontology annotation, cellular component: nucleus. The record is from RefSeq and is a predicted model, not a curated record. Gene Ontology annotation, molecular function: protein binding.
UCUGUCAGAAUAAGAAACAAGAGCUGCCACAAAACCGACCGGUGGUGUUUUUAAAUGUCCAGGGCUGUCUCACGGUGUCCACUGAGGAAUGAGGAGCAAGACUGAAGAGAAAAACGCACUCGCAUUUUGCUUCAACUCAACCGAGCGACCAGAAUCUGCUUCACAUUUCACACUAAUUCAGCUGAAUGGAGCAGCAGCAGCAGCAGCGGGGCCUCUGUAGCUUCACCCCGGGAGAGUGUGCAGGUUGCGGGGCUGUUUCCACCGCUCAGCCCACCAUGCGUCUGUCCAUCACCUCCACCACCGGCAGCCCCGUGGAGCUCACUGUCCCCAGAGGAGAGACUGUGGAUGGACUGAGGACACACAUCUCCCACAAACUCAGACUGCAGACAGACAGAAUCGUCCUCCUGCACAGAGACAGGCAGCUGACUUCAGGCAAACUGUUGGACCUGGGUGUAGCAGAUGGAAGCAAACUGACCCUGGUCCCUGCUGUUGAAGCUGGUUUAGUGUGCUCCUCUGCCAGAGCUGAGAGAACUAUGAUGGACGUCCUGGAAAGUUUAACAGAAGUCCAGAUCAAUGACUUCCUGUCUGGGCGCUCGCCUCUGACCAUUAACCUGGGAAUCGGUGCCCACAUGAUGUAUGUGCAGCUCCAGCUGUCGGCACAGAACGUAGCAGAGCUGCAGCAGCACCGGGACUUGAGAGCUGGGAGCAGCAGUGAGCAUCAAACCAGUCUGCCCCCUGCUGCCAGGACAAGCCAUCCUGACUGCUCCAGCAACACCACAGGAUCCACCAUUUCCCAAACCUCUACUCCAGCCCCAGAGUCAUCUGACUCCACACCCUCGAUCGAGCUGAGCGCUCAAAGACCCAGAACUGCAUUUAACUCAACAGCUCCGGCUGCCCCUCCACAUCAGUCCUGUCCUUCCCACUCUGACGUCACGUCUUCUCCUGUUACCUCAACAUCUUCUUUGCCUCCUGGUUGUCCACAUCCAAGCUGUCCUUCACUAGCAGCCACACCAGUCUGUUCACCUGCUCCUACUGGUGCCAUUCCUGGACCUUGGAGCCCAGCGCCAGCCUCAACCUUCAAAGAGAGUAACUUUCAUGCCUCAUCUACUGCAGAGUGGCACAAACAGCCAGGAGCAGUCAUCGAGAGUUUUGUGAGCCGCUCGCCAGGCGUCUUCUCCGGGACUUUUUCUGGCACUCUGGCCCCUUGCAGUCAGAGCGGCAUCAGUCACCCUCGACGUGGCAUCAACAUCAUUCUCCAGAUCCUCAACGACCUCCUCAGGGCCGCCUACCACCAUCAGGGGGCUCAGCCUGCCCCCCCUGUUCUCCACUGUCCUGAUUCGAAUCCUCCAGCCAGCCCGCUGCUCACAGCAAAGGAGCCUUGCAAAGCAAAAAGCAAAACACCGGUAACUAAGAGAGCAGAGCACCUCCGUAAAACUCCAGGUGAUGACGGUGAACCCAUCUGCUCAUCCACACAGGAAAAUGAGACACUGCACUGUAAGCUAGAGCGCCUGCAGUUUCUGAUGCACCAGAGGCGUCUUCGCAGGCGGACUCGCAGGAACUCACAAACUCACCCAUAUCAGCAUCGUCCCUAGUCCCCUGGACAAAAAACAUCCACUCACUCUGAUGGCAGCUUUCUGGUGACCAGAGGGGACAACUGUCGAAACCAAAGCUGACCUCUGAACUGCAGAGUGAACUCAGGGCCACUUAAGGUCUCUGAGUCUGAGAAACUUUGUUUUUAAACUAUGAGAAUUUCUGAAGAAUGUAAGUCCAAAAGGUCCGAGGAGUCAGAUUCCUGCGGCUGUCACUGUGCUGAGCAUGUUAUUUCAUCUGUCUGUCAAUGUUGUUGGCUCUUGUUGUCUCAUGUAGCGUGCACCACAAAACGUUUCAGUGUACAGUUUCAUGUUAUACGUCUUGGUUUGUUGUUCAAAGAACUCUGACUGUAUGUUUGUCUAUGUAUUCCAAUGCCUUAAAUAUCUUGAAUGUAAACUGUUUGUUAUGUUCUGUGCAGAGGAUGCCUCUUUAUAAUGUGUAACAUAUGCAAUAGUAAUGUGUAAACACAAAGAAGGAAAAAAAAAUAAAUGAAAACAAGACUAGGUUAGAACCUAA